This is a messenger RNA of Cimex lectularius (bed bug), 5647 nucleotides long. RefSeq lists its product as uncharacterized. The transcript has 22 exons. The coding region runs from base 292 to 5010 and encodes 1572 amino acids. The record is from RefSeq and is a predicted model, not a curated record. Gene Ontology annotation, molecular function: chitin synthase activity. NCBI's taxonomy places the organism in Eukaryota, Metazoa, Arthropoda, Insecta, Hemiptera, Cimicidae. Gene Ontology annotation, cellular component: cell periphery; cell septum.
AGGGUCAUUGUUCCGUGUCCACCGGUCCUUGUUCAUUCCCGAGGUGGGCGACUGACAGGAGGGGAGGCUCAAGAACCGACGUCACGGUAUCUCAGAUCUCUCCUCUUCUCGGCCAAGAAAGAGAGAGCUAGUCGCAGCUCGGGCUUUGGAAGUGAAAGGUUCACAAUCCGGGAUAAAUGGAACAGCGGGGAAGCCGCGGGUUUCUUGUGUAACCCACUAGUCUGAACACAAUGAUUUUCUGAUCUUUAGACAGCGGAUUUUGGAAAACUAUCGUAAAAAACAGAAAACGGAAUGGCUUCGCUCCGGCCACAUUUCUCGCCCCAGGUCCUAAACGACGCGAGCGACGAGAACACAGACGACGACAGCACGCCACUCACUCACGAUUUGUAUGGAGGAAGCACAAGGACAGUGCAGGAAACGAAAGGAUGGGACGUGUUCAGAGUGCUGCCUCCGAAGGUGGACUCUGGGUCCAUGGAGAACCAAGCCUGUCUGGAGUUCACGGUAAAAAUCCUCAAAGUCAUCGCAUAUCUCGUCACGUUCGUCAUAGUGCUAGCAUGCGGAGUUAUAGCGAAAGGGGCUGUGUUCUUCAUGAGCUCCCAAAUCAGGCCAAACAGGGUCGUACCCUUCUGCAACAAAGAUUUAGGCAGAGAUAAGCAAUUUGUAGUUAAUUUGCCUCCUGAAGAAAGAGUUGCUUGGACUUGGUGUUUGAUAAUUGCGUUUGCAGUGCCAGAAAUUGGGACAUUAAUACGUUCUCUUAGGAUAUGUAUUUUCAAGUCAUGGAAGCGACCUCCGUUCAACGACUUUUUAUUUGUUUUUGUCAUGGAAACACUGCACGUCGUAGGAUUGGCCUCUCUUGUGUUCAUCAUACUGCCGGAGCUGGAUGUCGUCAAAGGGGCCAUGCUGACAAACUGUGUCUGCUUCGUACCCGCUGUUCUAAGUCUCGUUUCGAGAAACACCAAAGGGUGUACAACGAGGAGCGAGAAGACUGAAGUGUACAUGAAAGCGAUAGUUGACAUAGGGGCGAUAGCAGCACAGGCGACGGGAUUUGUCGUCUGGCCCAUCCUGGAAGGCAGCCACCGUCCAAAUCUGUGGCUCAUUCCAGUCACUCUUUUCUUUAUUAGCUGUGGAUGGUGGGAAAACUAUGUAUCACGUUAUUCGGUUUUUGUUUUUACAAGACCACUCUGGAAAGUAAAAGAAAGGUUGAAAAGGACACGAUACUUCAUUUAUAUUUUCAUGUCAAUCUGGAAAAUCUUAGCAUUUGUCAUAUUUGCUAUAUUAAUAAGGCUGUAUCGUGGUGAGAGUGUUCAACAUCUUUUCUCCUUGUUCAGUCGAGGCUUCUCACAGCAUAAAAUUAGAAUUACUGAGAUAAAACCAACCUUUGGAACUACUACACUCCCGGAUCUUGCAGAUAUUGUCACAACUGGAGAAAUUGUGGAUAUCGAUGCUGACUAUAACACUGCCAUUUAUGUUCUGCUUAUACAAAUAACAGCAGCUUAUCUCUGCUAUAUUUUCGGUAAAUUUGCUUGUAAAAUUGUAAUCCAGGGCUUCAGCUACGCCUUUCCAGUAAACCUGACCAUACCCGUGACAAUUUCACUUCUCAUUGCGCUUUGUGGUCUACGUCAUGAUGAUCUUUGUUUCUUUCAUCAUGUAAUUCCAGACUAUUUGUUUUUUGAAUCACCUCCAGUUUAUUUCCUGAACGAUUUUAUUUCAAAGCAGCAUGCUUGGAUAUGGCUUUUAUGGCUUCUAUCACAAACAUGGAUUACUCUACACAUAUGGACUCCAAAAUGCGAGCGUUUGGCAACCACAGAAAAACUAUUUGUACUUCCGAUGUACGACUCGCUCCUCAUUGACCAAUCACUCGGGCUUAAUCGCAGAAGGGAUGAUGAAAAAGAUGUCAAAACAGAGGAGCUUGCUGAGAGAGAAAAAGAUCCUGAUGAGUAUUACGAAACGAUAUCAGUUCAUACAGAUGCAAGCAGCACAACGCCAAAAACAGUCAAAAAAUCUGACAGCAUCACUAGGAUCUAUGCUUGUGCUACAAUGUGGCACGAAACACAAGAUGAGAUGAUGGAAAUGUUGAAAUCCAUUCUUAGGAUGGAUGAAGACCAGUGUGCUAGACGAGUUGCUCAGAAAUAUCUUCGUGUCGUCGAUCCUGAUUACUAUGAAUUUGAAACCCAUAUUUUCUUUGACGAUGCCUUUGAAAUAAGUGAUAUCAAUGACGACUGGUCACAAGUGAACAGAUUCGUCAAACUUCUAGUAUCGACUUUGGAUGAAGCGGCAUCUCAUGUCCACGAGACCCAUAUUAGAAUCCGACCUCCUGUAAAAUACCCUACACCAUACGGUGGCCGACUUGUAUGGACACUUCCUGGUAAAACAAAAAUGAUUGCUCAUUUGAAAGACAAAGCUAAAAUCAGGCACAGAAAAAGAUGGAGCCAGGUCAUGUACAUGUACUACCUUCUUGGACACAGGCUUAUGGAAUUACCGAUUUCUGUUGAAAGAAAAGAAAUGAUGGCUGAAAAUACUUACCUUCUAACACUUGAUGGUGAUAUCGACUUCCAACCGCAUGCUGUUAGACUUCUGGUGGAUUUGAUGAAAAAGAAUCGCAAUUUAGGAGCUGCAUGUGGACGAAUUCAUCCUAUUGGAUCAGGACCUAUGGUGUGGUACCAGAUGUUUGAGUACGCUAUUGGUCAUUGGCUCCAAAAAGCAACAGAACAUAUGAUCGGAUGUGUACUUUGUUCACCUGGAUGCUUCUCACUUUUCAGAGGAAAAGCCCUUAUGGAUGAUAACGUCAUGAGAAAAUAUACAAUUAAAUCUAAUGAAGCAAGGCACUAUGUGCAAUACGAUCAAGGAGAGGAUCGUUGGUUGUGUACUCUACUGCUUCAAAGAGGGUAUCGUGUGGAGUAUUCUGCAGCUAGUGAUGCUUAUACUCACUGCCCAGAAGGAUUCAACGAAUUUUACAACCAAAGGCGUCGUUGGGUUCCAUCAACAAUGGCCAACAUUAUGGAUCUGCUCAUGGAUUAUAAAGCAACGAUUAAAAUUAAUGACAAUAUCUCUCUUCCCUACAUUUGGUACCAAUUUAUGUUGAUGGGUGGAACUAUUCUUGGUCCAGGAACCAUAUUCCUUAUGUUGGUGGGAGCUUUUGUAGCUGCUUUUAAAAUUGACAAUUGGACAAGUUUUUAUUAUAACAUUAUACCGAUUAUGUUCUUCAUGCUUGUUUGUUUCACAUGCAAAGCUAAUAUUCAAUUGUUUUUCGCUCAAAUGCUUUCAACAGCAUAUGCACUUAUUAUGAUGGCAGUAAUAGUUGGUACAGCUCUUCAGUUGGGUGAGGACGGUGCCGGAUCUCCUUCUGCUAUAUUCUUGAUGGCUAUGACGGGAUCGAUGUUUAUAGCAGCGUGCUUACAUCCACAAGAGUUUUGGUGUAUAGUACCUGGAGCGAUUUAUCUAUUGUCGAUCCCGUGUAUGUACUUGCUUCUUAUUUUAUACUCAAUCAUUAACCUGAACGUUGUAUCCUGGGGUACAAGAGAAGUUCAAACAAAAAAAACUAAGAAAGAAUUGGAGGAAGAGAGGAAAGAGGCCGAAGAAGCCAAAAAGAAAGUCAGGCAAAAGUCUUUACUCGGUUUUCUCCAAAACGGUGGCCCAACUCCAGGUGACAACGAAGAAGGCUCUAUUGAAUUUUCACUUGCUGGCCUCUUCCGUUGCAUGUUCUGCACUUACCCAAAACCAAUCGAUGAGAAGCAACAGCUUGUCAGAAUUGCCGAAUCCCUUGAAGGACUUCAGAAAAGAUUAGACGGAUUGGAAAAAGCUGUUGAUCCACAUGGUCACCACACAGGUCAUCACCAUCGCAAGCGGACCAUGUCGGCUAGCAGCAAAGAUCACAACCGUACAACACAUGCAUCUGAAGACCCGGCCGAAGAAGAUCAACACAGCGACAGCAGUGAGACAGCCUCAACUGGAGAACCGAAAAUCGAAAGGAAUGAUGACAUUAAUCCAUUCUGGAUCGAAGAUCGAGAUCUCAAGAAGGGCCCUGUUGCAUUCUUAUCGGCUAACGAAGUUUCAUUCUGGAAAGAUCUUCUUGACAAAUACUUAUUCCCCAUUGACGACGACAAAAAUGAAAGGGCACGAAUUGCAGCAGAUCUGAAGGAAUUGCGGAACAAAUCUGUAUUCGCAUUCUUCAUGAUGAACUCUUUGUUCGUUCUUAUUGUGUUCUUGCUUCAGCUGAACAAGGACAGCAUACACGUCGAGUGGCCUUUCGGGGUCAAGACGAACAUAACAUAUAUUGAAGAGACGGCCGAGGUACUCAUUUCUAAAGAGUAUCUCCAACUUGAGCCAAUUGGUCUUGUCUUUGUGUUCUUUUUUGCAUUGAUUAUUAUCAUUCAGUUUAUCGCUAUGUUGUUCCAUCGUUUUGGAACUAUUUCCCACAUUUUGGCAUCGACAGAACUUAACUUGUGUUGUAAUAAGAAGGUUGAAGAAAUGUCUCAGGAAACGCUACUGGAUAAACAAGCUGUUGACAUUGUCAGACAUCUUCAAAGACUGAAAGGUAUCAACGGCGAUUAUGACAAUGAUUCCGGAUCCAGUGGUGAUAGAGUUGGACGAAGGAGGACUAUUUAUAAUCUCGAGAAACAGAAACAGAAGACUAGAACAAUCGGAACACUCGACGUAGCCUUCAGGAAGAGAUUCUUGCAGAUGAAAAUGGAAGAUGGUGAAGAUGCCGAACAUGGAACUCCAGUUCUUGGGCGCAAGCUCACAAUGAGAAGAGAAGUCAGGGAAGCUCUCGAGGUGAGAAGAAGAUCUCUUCAAGCAGAGAGAAGGAAAUCUCAAAUGCAAACAUUAGGCGCUCACAACAACAUCAUACGAGGACAAAGAAUAUCAAAUGCUGGUGUUAGUGUGAAAGACUUGUUUGAAGGCCACAACCCAGCCUACGAACCUGGCGAAGAUGAAAACAAUUCCCUAAAGCUGACCAAUGUCGCCAGAAAUUGGGCUGAACUGGAAAAGAAUGGAAAUGCACGCUUAUAAAUGAAUUUCAAAAUUUCUUACUCUGUUGUAAAUAUUUCAUCGUUUUAUGUAUGUGUGUGAAUAUUUAUUCAAAACAUAUCCAUGUGUUUUAUUGCUCAACAUGCUGCAGGGGCUGCAUUUUUAUAUGUUUUUUAUUAAUUAUACAAUGCUGUUUGAUUGAGCAUUGUCUGUAUUGAAAAUUCAAAUUUAUGGGGUUUUGUAACAAUUGUGAUAAAUAUAAGGCCCAAAAUUUAUAACACCCUCCAGAUAUUAUUGUGAUCAAUAUUUUUGUUAUAAUUUAAUCACUUACAUUAAGAACAAAUAUUUUGUCAAAACAUUCAUUGUAAAAAAUAAAAUGCAAUGAAGUAUUAAAUAAUUUAAUGAUUUUUUGUUGCUUUUAUUGAUCCAAGUCUAUUACAAAAAUAGACUGAAGCCUGUUGGCUCGGGAGAAUCACUUUCAUAGUGGCAAAGGGUGAAGCAAUUUAAUGUAAGUUGUCUAAUUGAGCUACAAAGAUCGACAUUAUCUUUGUUUGAAGAGGACAUAAUCCAUUUAACUAUUCAAGUUCCCUACGAAAAUCGGAUUGAACGCACAUCGUUUCAACAGUGUCUAAUCAAUUUUGAAAACAAGCCCAGUUAGGAAUGCUGAAAAUAAUUUUUU